Messenger RNA from Arachis ipaensis, 601 nucleotides. NCBI's taxonomy places the organism in Eukaryota, Viridiplantae, Streptophyta, Magnoliopsida, Fabales, Fabaceae. The record is from RefSeq and is a predicted model, not a curated record.
CAGAGAUUCGUUCCUCCUGACGAUGGAGGUAGAAUGUGUUGCGGAGUUGGACCCUAUCCGAUGACUGAUAAGUAUAGUCAGAAACUUGUGAAGGAUAUGAUUCAGAAAAGCUUGCGAAUCUACAAUCGCCAAAAUAAGUUGAAUUUUGAGUUUGAUAAGCUUGUCAGCGUUAUUGAUUGUGCUGUUGCUGGCCUUCUGUUUUACAUUAUUUUCAAUGCACGCUCUGGUGAUGAUGCACCUCAAACCUUUUACAGCAGAGUAUGGCAAACAAUCAAUGAUAAACUCAAAGUCCAGUUCUGUGCGAUUGGUGAUGCGCAGGAAGUUGGUACAUCUCAGGAUGUUGGUACUUCUCAGGCUUAAGUUGUGGAAUCUGAGUUUGGAUUCAUGUUAUAUUUGUGUGUUUAUAGUUUCUUCACAAAGGAAAACUCUGAUGUUAUAUAAUUUCAAUACUCAUGAAAUAGUGCAGUGUGUAUUAGUACAAUGAUAGAUAUAACUGACAUCUGAUGAGCACUGUUUACAGAUAUUAUGGAAUUUGUUAGUGUUCUAGCUUCUAUCAUUAACUUAGCUCCAUUAAUAUAAUUUUCGAUUUGUGAAUGGUGGU